AUGGGUCAGACUGUGACGACCCCUCUGUCUAUGACUCAGGACCAUUGGACGGACGUUAGGGUGAGAGGACGGAACCUAUCAGUGGUAGUUAAAAAACAACCUUGGUUAACUUAUUGUUCUUCAGAAUGGCCCACGUUUGGUGUGGGAUGGCCAUCCGUGGGGACUUUUGAUUUACCAACUAUCAGGGCUGUGAAGGCUAUUGUUUUUCAGGAAGGAGCGGUGUCUCACCUGGACCAACAGCCAUACAUCUUAGUAUGGGAAGAUUUGGCACGAUCCCCACCCCUAUGGGUCCGCCCAUUCAUCCCGCCCCUUCGUCCCGGCACUAAAGUCCUGACGAUCCGGGAAUAUGGUGUAAAGGAGAAAACAACACCAAAAUCUGAUGAGGAGAGCGAGCGCAGCCCACCGCCUGCGAGACCCUCUAAGAUCUACCCCGAGAUUGAGGAGCCCCUUACGUGGCCAGAUAUCCCCUGGCUCCCGCCCUACCCGCAAGCUCCCCAACCCCCGGCUGAUCCCAUGGCUCUGCCCUCUGCCCCUCCUACAGCUCAAGCCCCGGGAAUUGGGGGAGCGGGGCCCUCAGCCAGAACGAGGAUUCGGCGAGGAGCCUUCCUGGAGGGACCAGCAGAUUCGACCAUAGCACUCCCUCUCAGAGCGGUCGGAGCUCCACCUACUGACCAAAACAACUUACAGAUAUUACAGUAUUGGCCUUUUUCCUCAUCUGAUCUUUAUAACUGGAAAACUAACCACCCCUCUUUCUCUGAGAACCCCACAGGGCUCAAGAGCCUAAUUGAAUCACUGAUGUUCUCCCACCAGCCGACGUGGGACGACUGUCAACAGAUUUUACAAACCCUUUUCACCACCGAGGAGAGGGAGAGGAUUCUCCUCGAGGCUCAAAAAAAUGUCCGAGAUGAGGCUGGACGACCAGUCCAGACCCCGGUUGAGAUAGAAGAAGGAUUCCCAUUGAUCCGUCCCCAUUGGGAUUAUAAAACCGCACAAGGUAGGGAAUGGCUGUCCAAUUAUCGCCGGGCUCUGGUGGCGGGUCUCAGAGGUGCUGCACGUCGGCCCACCAAUCUGUCCAAGGUAAGGGAGGUCAUGCAAGGGGCAACAGAACCUCCUUCAGUUUUUCUAGAGAGGCUUAUGGAGACAUAGGAGAUAUCCCCAUUUGACCCUACGUCUGAGGGACAACGGGCUUCAGUGAUUAUGGCUUUUAUUGGACAGUCAGCCCCAGACAUCAGAAGGAAGCUACAACGGAUUGAGGGGUUACAGGAUUACACCAUGAGAGAUGUGGUAAAAGAGGCAGAGAAAGUGUAUCAUAAGAGAGAGACAGAGGAAGAGAAGAUAGAGAGAGAAAGAAGAGGAAAGAGAGAAGACGAAGACAGAAGGGAUCAGAGACAAGAGAAAGUUUUAACUAAGAUUCUGGACGCAGUAGGAGAGCGAGACAGGAGAGACAGGACCAGACAGAUAGGGAACCUGGGAGACAGAAAAAGGCAGGAGCCAAGGAGGCCCGGAGGAGAUCGACUGAGUCUGGGACGAAAUCAGUGUAGGAUCUGCAAAGGUAUUGGCCAUUGGGCAUUUGAAUGUCCCAAGAAGAAGCAGGGGGUGAAAGCAUUGUCCCUAGGAGAUGACGAAGACUAGGGGAAACGGGGCUUGGUCCCCCUUCCCGAGCCUAGGGUAACUUUAGACGUGGAGGGGACUCCCAUACAUUUCCUAGUCGACACAGGAGCUGAGUUUUCUGUUCUGCGAACGCCUUUGGGGAAGUUAAAAAGGGGUGAAAAGACUGUAGUAAUUGGGGCCACUGGACAAAAAUCGUACCCAUGGACCACCUCUCGAACAGUGGAUCUAGGACAGAACAGAGUGACUCAUUCGUUCCUAGUCAUACCGGAGUGCCCUAUGCCCCUGCUAGGAAGAGACUUGCUAACUAAACUAAAAGCAAACAUAUCUUUUGCCUCUCACCAUCCAGAAGUAACCUGGACAGGAGGAGAGCCCCGGGCCCUAGCGUUGUCUCUACAAUUAGGAGAAGAAUACCGGCUCUACCAAAAUAAACCGAGACUUCCCAAGGGAAUCCAAGACUGGCUUGACCAAUUCCCUAGUGCAUGGGCGGAGAUGGGGGGUAUGGGGAUGGCAAAACAAGUUCCCCCAGUGGUAAUUGAGCUUAAGUCCGGAGCCACCCCCAUAAGGGUCCGACAAUACCCCAUGAGUAGGGAAGCUAGGGAGGGCAUACGCCCUCAUAUUACCCGACUCUUUCAACAAGGAAUUUUGGUUCCAUGCAAGUCUCCAUGGAACACCCCCCUCCUCCCUGCAAAAAAACCAGGGACCAAUGACUAUCGCCCUGUACAGGAUCUCAGAGAAGUUAAUAAACGAGUCCAAGACAUUCACCCGACAGUGCCAAAUCCCUACAACUUACUCAGCACACUACCACCUGAGAGAAUCUGGUAUACUGUCUUAGACCUUAAGGAUGCUUUCUUUUGUCUGAGAUUACAUCCCAACAGCCAACCUUUGUUUGCCUUUGAAUGGCGCGACCCCAAGAGUGGACAAGUCGGACAGCUGACAUGGACGAGGCUGCCCCAAGGAUUCAAAAACUCACCUUCACUGUUCGAUGAGGCCCUGCACCGUGACUUAGCCUCUUUUCGAGCCAAAAAUACACAGGUAACUCUCUUGCAGUAUAUUGAUGACCUCUUAGUGGCUGGGAAAACCCAUAAAGACUGUGAAAUUGGGACUCUAAACCUCCUGGUCGAGCUAAGCAAACUGGGAUACCGGAUCUCAGCCAAAAAGGCACAGUUAUGCCAAAGAGAGGUAACUUACUUGGGAUACACCCUGAGAGAUGGACAGAGAUGGCUCACAGAGGCCAGAAAGCAGACAGUGAUGCAGAUUCCAACUCCAACCACACCUCGCCAGGUGAGAGAAUUUCUGGGCACUGCAGGGUUCUGUAGACUGUGGAUCCCAGGGUUUGCGACUGUAGCAGCCCCCCUAUACUCUUUGACUAAAGAAAAAGGAGAGUUUACCUGGACUAGAGACCACCAAUUGGCUUUUAAGACUCUCAAGAGGGCACUGCUACAGGCCCCAGCACUAGCCCUACCAGAUCUAAGCAAGCCUUUUAUCCUAUAUAUUGAUGAGAGAAGUGGCGUGGCCAGAGGAGUCCUAACCCAGGCCUUAGGGCCUUGGAAAUGACCAGUGGCCUACCUAUCAAAGAAACUGGACCCUGUGGCUAGUGGGUGGCCUUCCUGUUUACGAGCCAUAGCAGCAACAGCUAUGCUGGUCAAAGACGCUGACAAGCUGACCAUGGGACAGAAUGUUACAAUAGUGGCCCCACACUCGCUUGAGAGCAUUAUCCGACAGCCACCAGACCGCUGGAUGACCAACGCACAGAUGACUCACUACCAGGGUCUAUUGCUGACUGAAUGUGUAAACUUCGGCCCCCCACCGGCUAUCCUCAAUCCUGCUACCCUGUUACCUGAGGCUGAUGAAGCCCCUAUACACAAAUGUGAGGAGGUGCUGGCAGAAGAAACCGGAGUCCGGUCAGAUCUCACAGACCAACCAUGGCCAGGGGCAAUGACUUGGUACACUGAUGGAAGCAGCUUCAUGGUGGAAGGUAAGAGGAGGGCCGGGGCAGCAGUGGUGGAUGGAAAGGCCGUCAUAUGGGCCAGCAGUCUGCCUGAGGGUACAACGGCCCAAAGAGCAGAGCUCAUCUCACUGAUCCAGGCCCUAAAGCUGGCAAAAGGAAAGACUAUUAAUAUUUACACAGACAGCUGAUAUGCCUUUGGUACAGCGCCUAUCUAUGGGGCAAUAUACCGGCAGCGUGGACUCUUAACAUCUGCUGGAAAAGAUAUUAAAAAUAAAGAAGAGAUCCUUAGCCUGCUAGAGGCUGUUCACUUGCCCCAUAAAGUGGCAAUAAUACAUUGCCCAGGACACAAAAAAGGGGCCGGACCCAUAGAAAAAGGAAAUCAAAUGGCAGACCAGGAGGCAAAGAAGGCAGCUCAGGGACCUAUGAUUUUGACAAUAAAAAUUCAAUCUCAACCAGAGACCAAAGAAACUGGCAAAAAGACUCUCGAAGAAGAAGAAGGGCGAGAAUAUUUGGCUGAUAUACAUCGCCUUACCCAUCUGGGGGUUAAAAAGUUAAUUGAAUUGGUUAAGAAGUCCCCUUACUAUAUUCCUGGAUUAAAGAAAGCUGCUGAGAAUCUAGUCAAAAACUGCCACGCCUAUGCGUUUACUAAUGCUGGGUCCAACAAGCUCCUAGAAGGAAGGCGUUUGAGAGGAGAUAGGCCUGGAACCUACUGGGAAACUGAUUUUACGGCGGUAAAGCCUGCCUGGUAUGGAAAUAAAUAUCUACUUGUUUUUAUAGACACUUUUUCAGGCUGGGUUGAAGCAUUCCCUACAAAAAAAUGA
Molecule: messenger RNA, 4380 nt
Organism: Rattus norvegicus (Norway rat)
Lineage: Eukaryota; Metazoa; Chordata; Mammalia; Rodentia; Muridae
Source: RefSeq, a predicted model, not a curated record